UCCCAUCAUCCUUCUCUUCACCUCUUUACUUCCCCAACUCAUACAACAACACCCCACUUUUUUUUUUUUCUUUCGCAACUAGCUUCUCUUCAUUUGACCAUAUUAAUCUUACUAUAUUUAAUAUUUCUCUCUCUUUCUUCAAUUUCUGAGUUUUUGUUCCAGCAGCUGAGUCGUAAGAAGCUGGAGUUGGAAGUUUGCUCGCGAUCAUGCAAAACUCCGUGCUCGAUCCGCAAGAUCAGAGGGAGAGGUUGGGGCAAGGUAAAGCAGUAAGAGGAAAGAAAAGAAAGGAAGAAAAUAAUGAAAUCACCAUGGUUACUUCCUGCAUGGAGGAUUCCACUGCAAUGACUAUUGAAUUCCUGCGGGCAAGGUUGCUUUCUGAAAGGUCCAUCUCAAGAAGUGCUAAACAGAGAGCUGAUGAACUGGCAAAAAAGGUCAUGGAUUUGGAGGAACAACUUAAGACGGUGAUUCUUCAGAGGAAGAUGGCAGAGAAGGCCACUGCUGAUGUUCUUGCCAUUUUGGAGAGUGAAGGGAUAAGUGAUGUAUCUGAAGAAUUUGAUUCAGGCUCAGACCUUGAAAAUCCUUGUGAUUCUAGCGUGAGUAAUGAGUGUGCAAAAGAAGGUGAGGAGCCUAUGAGCUCAAAAGGAAGACAACAUGGGUCAGAUAAAAUGCCUGGUUCCAAUGUAGAUUCUUCACCAGUAUCCAGUAAGAGUUUGUCUUGGAAAGGACGCCAUGAUUCUUCCCAUUCUCUUGAAAAGUACAAGACUUCUAAUUUGAGGAGGCAAAGCAGUUUUUCAUCUAUCAGUUCUUCUCCAAAGCAUCGCCAAGGAAAGUCAUGUCGCAAGAUAAGACAUCGACAAAUCAGGUUGGUAGUGGAGGAGUCCAGAAAUAAGUUUGCUAACCACGAAAAAGAACUUGCAUCCUUGUCUAAAGGAUUUCCAAAUUUCUCAGGUGGUGGGUCUAACAUCCCGAAAAUAGAAUCCGAAAUUCAAGAAGAGGGUGGAUCAGGGGCAAACCCACUUAACAAAAAUCAUCAUGUAGAUGGAUAUGGAAGAGAGAAGGACAUGGAAAAGGCACUUGAACACCAAGCCCAACUUAUUGACCAAUAUCAAGCAAUGGAGAAGGUUCAAAGAGAAUGGGAGGAGAAAUUUAGAGAGAAUAACAGCACAACACCAGAUUCAUGUGAUCCGGGGAAUUACUCAGAUAUGACUGAGGAUAAAGAUGAAAGCAAGGUUCACAUUCCAUUUGCUGCUAAGGUGGUCACCUCAGAUGCUCAAGAGAGUAAAGGAGAACCAAGAGGUGUUUGCUUAUCUGAAGAAAAAUUCAAAGCUGAGGCCAGAGAUAUUAUGCCAAAAACUCAUGAUGAUACAGGGGGUUAUAGUGACCAGAAGAAUACAACUUUUAGCACUUCUGAUCUGCUUGGUCAACAAAAUUCAUGUCCCCCACUGAAGGGAAACCAAAAUGAGAGCUCAGUAAACGGUCACUUUCAGCCUUCUGUUAUGAACCAUCAAGAUCCAGGUAGGCAUGGUUACCAUGAUUCCAAACCUACUUAUUCCUUUCCAACUGAUAUCCAUGGUGUUCAGCACCAAAAUGAUGCUUCAAGAAACAAAACUGACCUCUUUGCAUUAGUUACUCAUGAACAACCUCACAAGUUCAAUGGUGUACUUGAAUCACUUAAACAAGCUAGGAUAUCCCUACAACAGGAACUCAAGAGAUUGCCACUAGUAGAGAGUGGGUACACUGCUAAACCCUCUGCUUCUUUUAGUAAAAGUGAGGAUAGAUUUGAAGUUCCUGUUGGAUGUUCUGGUCUCUUCAGAAUACCUACAGAUUUUUCUGAUGGAGCAACUGCUAGAUUCAAUGUUAAAGAUCCUACUGCUGGAUUUGGUUCAAACUUUCAUCUUAAUAGAGCCAUGUCUAGAACUUCUGAUGGUCAGUUUUUUCCCAGUCUUCCUUACCCUGACACACAGUUGAGCUUGCCUGCUAAUGAUCAAUCUCUUGCUAUCCGAUAUGUGGAAAACGGGCCAAAUGGAGGUUCACUCUCUUCCAGUAAAUACACGUAUCCCACAUUUCCCAUCAAUCCAUCCUAUCAAAAUGCAACACCACAGAUGCCAUUUGGUAAUGAAGUUUCAAGACCGUAUUCAAGUAGCACAGUUGGGGUUCCUCUUGCAAAUCGUUUCUCGUUUAAUAGCGAUCAUUUAAGAUGAAACAUGUACAUAUAAUAUCAUUAGGUUGCUAGCAGCUACGCUUGGUGUAAAAGUAAUGGUUUUAUUUGUCAUGCACUUUAAGGUUAUUCUCUGUAUUCUCUCUAGUUGUGAUGGGAAGAGAUUUUUUAUGACAAAAUACACUAAAAAUUCUCCCAUUCAUCUGGACUGUGUUUACUUUAAAUGUUACACUAUCAAUCUUGGUCAUCAAGGUUACCACCAUGUCUUAGAUUUAUCUCUAGAUUGAUAAUUUUAAACUGAGAUUGACUUUGAAAA
Glycine soja is the source of this 2474-nucleotide messenger RNA. RefSeq lists its product as uncharacterized. The coding region runs from base 207 to 2201 and encodes 664 amino acids. NCBI's taxonomy places the organism in Eukaryota, Viridiplantae, Streptophyta, Magnoliopsida, Fabales, Fabaceae. The record is from RefSeq and is a predicted model, not a curated record. The transcript has 6 exons.